AUGAGUCCAAGACUGUCCGAAAAGACGGUUGCUAUAACUUUGCGUGUUGAGAUUGUCUGCUUGGCUUUGUCUCUGUCUGGUGAUGACGAUGAUCUGGGCAUAUACAGCCAAGCUGUGAAAGAUAUGAUAAGUAAGAAAGGGUGCAGAAUCCUUAUCAACAUUAAUGAUCUAAGAAAGAAGAAUCCAGCUAGAUGUCUGAGUUUACUGAAAUCAUCUUUUGAGGAGCUUGUUGCGUUUCAAAGAGCUUUGAAAGAAUUUGUGUCUGCUGCUGAUCCUACUUAUUCUAAAACGCAUGAAGAAUUUUUUGUUGCAUUAGAAGGCAGUUUUGGAUCUCGACAUGUAACUCCGAGAACCCUUGUUUCAAGUUACUUAGGCAAUGUUGUCUGUGUUGAAGGAAUAGUUACAAAAUGCUCUCUUGUCCGUCCAAAGGUUGUAAGGAGUGUUCAUUAUUGCCCAGCAACAAUGAAAACUAUUGAACGUCGCUACACAGAUUUAACUACUUAUGAUGCUUAUCCUAGCAGUUCAGUUUAUCCAACCAAGGAUGAAGAUGGAAAUCUUUUGGAAACUGAAUAUGGUUUGUCUGUGUAUAAAAAUCAUCAAACGUUCUCAAUCCAAGAAAUGCCUGAAAAAGCUCCUGCUGGUCAGUUGCCUCGUACUGUCGAUAUUAUUGCUGAUGAUGAUCUUGUUGAUUGCUGUAAACCUGGAGACAGAGUUCAAGUUGUUGGCAUGUUUCGAUGCCUUCCAAGUAAAAAAAUGGGUUACACUACUGGAAUAUUUAGAACUGUAUUAAUAGCAAAUAAUAUUCAAUUGCUGAGCAAAGAAGUUUCACCUUUGAUAUCGGUUGACGAUGUGAAAAAAUGCAAGAAAUUUUCAAAACAAAAGGAUGUUUUUGAAAUUUUGGCUCAUUCCCUGGCACCAUCCAUUCAUGGCAAUGAAUUUGUCAAAAAGGCAAUUUUAUGCCUUUUGUUAGGAGGUGUAGAAAAGGUGCUUCCUAAUGGAACUAGACUAAGAGGAGACAUAAAUGUCUUACUGCUUGGAGAUCCAUCGGUGGCGAAAUCCCAGUUGCUUAGAUAUGUCCUUCAUACUGCACCUAGGGCUAUAACAACUACAGGCAGAGGCUCUUCUGGUGUUGGUCUAACAGCUGCAGUUACGACUGAUCAAGAAACAGGGGACAGGAGAUUAGAAGCUGGGGCUAUGGUUCUUGCUGAUCGUGGUGUAGUAUGUAUUGAUGAGUUUGAUAAAAUGUCUGAUAUUGAUCGCACAGCUAUCCACGAAGUCAUGGAACAAGGUAGAGUUACAAUUGCAAAAGCGGGGAUUCAAGCUAAACUAAAUGCUCGUUGCAGUGUUCUAGCUGCAGCUAACCCUGUUUAUGGAAAGUAUAAUCAAUACAAAACACCAAUGGAGAAUAUUGGAUUACAAGAUUCUCUACUUUCUCGAUUUGAUCUUCUCUUCAUUAUGCUAGAUAAGAUGGACCCAGAAAGUGACAGAGAAAUUGCUGAUCAUGUACUUAGAAUGCACAGAUACAGAAAACCAGGAGAAAUGGAUGGAGAACCUCUGCCUAUUCACUCAUCUGCGGAUUUCUUGGCAACAAAAGAUCCUGAUGCUGAAGAAGGACAACAGGAAGAUACUCCUAUUUAUGAAAAGUUUGAUGCUUUGUUGCAUGGAUCGCGAGCUAAAAUGGACAAAGUUGUGAGUAUAGAAUUCAUGAAAAAAUACAUUCAUCUGGCUAAAGCUGUAAAACCCACCUUAACUUCAGAAGCUUGUGAACGUCUCUCUGAGGAAUACACAAAGUUAAGAGCAUUUGAUACUCAAAACACAGACAUUGCAAGGACUCAGCCUGUGACUGCUCGAUCACUAGAAACGUUGAUUCGACUUUCUACUGCUCAUGCUAAAGCCAGAAUGUCUAAUACAGUUAAUCUGAAAGAUGCACAAGCUGCUAUUGAUUUAGUUCAGUUUGCUUACUUUAAAAAAGUGAUGGAGAAAGAAAAGAAGAGGAGGCGUGAAGACGGUUCAAGUGAUGAAGAAGAAAUUGAAGAAGCUCAUAAAAAGAAAAAACAAAUGGGAAAACCUAGGCCAAAACCUGGUGAAGAGGGCUAUGACCCUUAUGACUUUGAUGAAGAAGGUCCAGAAAGUGCUUCCCAAGGA
Molecule: messenger RNA, 2145 nt
Organism: Uloborus diversus
Lineage: Eukaryota; Metazoa; Arthropoda; Arachnida; Araneae; Uloboridae
Gene: Mcm3
Product: zygotic DNA replication licensing factor mcm3-like
Biological process (GO): DNA replication; mitotic DNA replication initiation; double-strand break repair via break-induced replication
Cellular component (GO): nucleus; MCM complex
Molecular function (GO): ATP hydrolysis activity; single-stranded DNA helicase activity; single-stranded DNA binding
Source: RefSeq, a predicted model, not a curated record